UUACGACAUGUUACACAUGAUCCGGGUCAUGUUCCCUGCACUGCACAAGACAAAAAUAGGACGAAGCGAGUCUUUCUUUUCUUCUUAUGGUCAAGCAAAUGGAUCGUUGAAUUAGCUUGUAACAGAAUACUAUUCAAAAAUGUAGGAGCAAAAUUCCCUAUAACUAAGGGUUUUUUUGUGUACUAACCAAAAAAAAAUGAAAUUGGUUUUCUAGAGAGAGUGAAGAGAAAGUUGAAGAGAGAGUGUAUUUUUGGUUACUUAGCAAAUUAGGGGUUUUUGUGUACAUAGAAGCAAAUUUCCCUAUAACUAAUGUUCAAACAAUAAUAUGUUCCGUGCUCUUAGAGUUACAUGUCGCAAAAUGAGUUUCUACGUGAUAUCGCAGAGUUCAUUAUAUAGAAGUUGUAAUGUUAUAUUUGUUAUCUAAAAGGCAAAAUUAGGUCUUAAAAACAAUUCAAAAGUAUGGAUUAGUUUUUCUGGAAUAGUAUUUUAGUAAUUUAGUAACUUAUAUGCAUCAUUUUAGUAAUUAUCUCUUAAAUUAACCCGUUAACCCUUGUUUCAAAAAAAAAAACAUUUGUAACAUGAGACGUCAGUGUUCAAAAAAAAAGUACACAUGACAUCAGACAUCAUACUUUUUUUCAUACGCGUCUGUGACCAAAGUCAAAGUCUUCGAAGAGCAAGUCCAGUUAUAUAUAUAUAUAUAAUACAUUCUAAAUUACUAAUGCUGGACCAAUACUACUUUAAAUAAUUAAAGACCAACUUUUGGCAAGGAAGGAGAAGACCAGGUUAUAUACUAUAUAGUAUAUGUUUGUUUUCCUUCAAAUUCUAAAAUACAAGCUCCUGAACCGUACUUACAUUUUGACAAUCUAAGUUCUCUCCUCUCCUUUGAUCCUCUCCAAUUACAUCUUCUUAAAACCCUAACGAAGAUCUCUGACAACACCCACUCAGACCAAUGGGUUGCUUCUGGAGUAAGAACCAACCGCCGUCAGAUGGAGAGCUACAGAACAUACUAGGGAAGCCACUUGAAGACAUCAAAAAGCUUUACAGCUUCGGCAAGGAACUAGGCAAAGGUAACUUGGGAACAACGUACAUGUGCGAGGAGAUUCUCACAGGCAGAAGCUACGCCUGCAAAUCCAUUCAAAAGGGUGAGCUAAAAAGCGAGGAAGACAAAGAAGCUGUGAAGAAGGAGAUUGAGAUCAUGUUUCGCCUUUCGUGUCAGCACAACAUAGUCAGUAUCAAGAGCGUGUACGAGGACAGAGAGUGCAUACACGUAGUGAUGGAACUGUGUGGUGGCGGAGAGCUAUCAAGUAGGAUUGAAGCACAUAGCUAUUACUCGGAGAAAGAUUCUGCUGGAAUCUUGAAGUCUAUCGUGAAUGCUUUGCAGACUUGUCACUCGAUGAGUGUGAUUCAUCGCGAUGUCAAGCCUGAGAACUUCUUGUUCUCGAGUGAGGUUGAGAACACCGUGCUCAAAGCUAUCGGUUUCGGAUCUUCUGUUAACAUCAAACAAGAAACAGAACUGAAGAGAAAAGUGGAGAGUAAAUACUACCUUGCCCCUGAAGUAUUACUAGGGAAAAGCAACGGGAAAGAGAUUGACAUUUGGAGUGCAGGUGUUAUAUUAUACCUUCUACUCAGCGGCAAGCACCCAUUUGAGGCUGAGUCUAAGAUUAGGAGAGGGAGUCUUGAUUUGGAGAGCAAACCAUGGCCUUGUGUAUCUGAGAGCGCCAAAGAUUUUGAACAAUCGUCUUCUUGUGGGUUUGUAGAACAUAGCUGGAUCAAAAUACAAGCUCCAUAUAAGCCUAUUGAUAAUGUUCUGGUAUUGCGCAUGAAGAGAUUUGGAGCUAUGAACAAGCUUAAGAAGCUAGCUCUUAAUGUUAUCGUAGAGGGUCUAGAAGAAGAGCUAAUCAAAGAUGAUAAAGAUAGGGAUUUUAAGAAUAUGGAUACUGACGGAACCGGGUCAAUAACUUACGGAGAACUAAGAAACGGGCUGAAUGCACCUAGAUCUCAUCCUAACAUCUCUCUAAGUGAAGCUAAGCAACUCAUGGAAGCCGCUGAUGUGGAUGGCAAUGGAAGAAUGGACCUCUACGAGUAUAUCUCAGCGACUACGGAGACAAACGUACUUGUUACAGAUGAAAAUUUGCACAAAGCGUUCCAGUUCUUUGAUAAAGAUGGUAGCGGGUACAUAACGAAGAAUAACUUGAAGCAUGUUGUGGGAGAUGAGGCUAAUGCCAAAGAUAUCAUAUCAGAAGUUGAUACAGAUAAUGAUGGAAGAAUAAACUAUGAGGAGUUUUGUGCGAUGAUGAGAGAUGGUAAAUUGCAGCCACAAGGGAGACGUGUUAGGAUAAAUUGAUGCUCAUAAGCUCUUGUUCUUGUCUCACCCGAAAGCGGUUUUGUUUGAACAGAUGAAUAGCUAAACCGAGGUGAGAGUUGUUAAUCUGGAAAUUGUAUUACUGUUCUAUGUAUUCUUGUAAGUUGUAACUUGAGAAGUUCCUCGAUUCUUACCAAAGACUCUUUGGUAUUUGCUUUUUCUUUUAAUUCUGUAUGAUUUUAAAUACUUGUGAAAAUCUAUUAAAUGGGUAUUGUUUAAAUUGUUUUCCAUGUUCUAGUUGUUGAUAAACCAGAAGAUUUUACUUUUGGAAUAUAACCUAAUGAGUAUGAAUCAUAUGUGUCAUUAGUUGUCUUGUUAACAUUAAGAGAGGCGGAUCGCUUUGGCUCAUGGGUGCCUUCCUCCUGGUGGUGACUGCAUGGAUCUUCCUGUUCCAAUUGAUGGUUCAUGCUAUCAAGGGUGUCGUCUGAAUAUUGAGGCAUGCUAUCAACCUGCAGUUGUUGAUCUAAAAUAAAGGAAUUCAAAACACAAAAUAAUAUAUCUAUAUUAUUAUUUAUGAAUUGUUUCUUCUGUUAUAAUUCUUUCGUUAAAAUUUAGAACGGUUAAAUUUUUCGUUACCGGUCAUUAUAUAAUUAAGAUUUGUAUG
Messenger RNA from Brassica rapa (field mustard), 2966 nucleotides. Its product is annotated as calcium-dependent protein kinase 22-like. Gene Ontology annotation, molecular function: calcium ion binding; protein kinase activity; ATP binding. NCBI's taxonomy places the organism in Eukaryota, Viridiplantae, Streptophyta, Magnoliopsida, Brassicales, Brassicaceae. Gene Ontology annotation, biological process: protein phosphorylation. The record is from RefSeq and is a predicted model, not a curated record.